Molecule: messenger RNA, 1454 nt
Organism: Anopheles gambiae (African malaria mosquito)
Lineage: Eukaryota; Metazoa; Arthropoda; Insecta; Diptera; Culicidae
Gene: sro
Product: retinol dehydrogenase 7
Exons: 5
Coding region: 276-1313 (345 amino acids)
Molecular function (GO): oxidoreductase activity
Source: RefSeq, a predicted model, not a curated record
AUUUGUCUUUUAAAUGGAUUUUAUUUCUGCUGUUCUAUGAAAAAUACGUUGAAAGUACCUUUUUGCAUUAUUUUUUUAGGUGAGUUUUAAUUAAUUAUUCUUUUUUAUUGUUUUAAAGGAAAUACUAUAAAUCAUAUUUGUUUGUCGGCAACAGUACCGGGUUGAUAUUGCUGCGCGUUACUGCUAAGCCCGCUUAAUAAUAAUCCCAAGAUCGUCCACCUCGGUCAACCACUGCCACGGUACAACGAAACUACAAACUUCUUCUACAACCGAGGAUGAUGACCAGCUGGUUUACCAAUAAUGUUAAUCAAGCAAGAAACAUCGUCCUUGCCAGUAGCGGCGUAUGCGUUGUCGCUCUGAAGUUAUUGCAGUACUGGCGAUCACGAUCGCUGCAGCCGAUACGGAAGCUGAGCACCAAGGACGUAGUCAUUAUUACGGGUUGCGAUUCUGGCCUAGGCUACAAUAUGGCCUGCAUGUGCCUGCAGGCCGGCAUGACGGUGAUGGCGACGUGCGUAAGCAAGGAGUCCGACGGAUACAAAAGCUUGCAAUCGCGCGGAAAGCAAACGGGGCAGCUUGUCUGCUUCAUCAUGGAUCUGAACAGCCAGGAAAGCAUUGCAGACACGCACAGCGCAAUAAGGAAAUGGUUUGCAGCAAAUCAUCCAGCUCGUCUGUAUGCGCUUGUUAACAACGCGGGCGUCAUGUGUUUCGGGGAGGCGGAAUGGCUUUCCAGCAACCUCACCAAGCUGCAGCUCAAUGUAAACGCCAUCGGUACCAUCCAGUUCACGCUACCGCUGCUCGAGCUGGUCCGGGAGAACCGAGCGCGGCUGAUCGUCGUUACCAGCCACUGCGGACGGCAGGCCCUGCCGGGGCUGAGCGUUUACUCUGCGACCAAGGCGGCACUGCGCGCCUGGACCGAUGCGGUGCGCAUGGAGCUGUCCUGCCACGGCGUGCCGGUGGUCGAGUUUAUGCCCGGCUCGUUCUUGUUUCAUUCCAACAUUUGCGCCCAGCAGAUGCAGUACUUCGACGAGAUGUGGUCGGCGAUGGGCGCGAACCAGCGUGCGUUCUACCAGGACUACUUCGAUCGCUACCGGGGCUAUCUGGCGCCGCUCUGCCAACCGCGCGCGCUGGAAAGCUUCAGCGAAAGCGAUCCGCUAACGGGCUGCAUGCGGCGGGUACUGUUCGACGCAUCGCCCCGGUCGCUGUACAUCUGCGAACCGUGGCGGUACUUCUUCUACUACAAUGCUUUCCGCUACCUGCCGAACGUGUUGAAGGAUCGGCUGGUGCGCCGAUUUGUGGCCAUGCCAGUGUACUGACGACCUCCAAAUCCGAAUACCUAGGAACUUACUACCUAUUUUUUGAUUCCUCAAAGGGGUUUAGCUUAGUUUUGCAGACUAGUAUUUGCCUGCGUUCGUGUAAUGACGGAGAAUAAAGCCUCGCAGGAGAUGUUAUACCUA